Zingiber officinale is the source of this 5176-nucleotide messenger RNA. Its product is annotated as protein GFS12-like. Gene Ontology annotation, biological process: protein phosphorylation. Lineage: Eukaryota; Viridiplantae; Streptophyta; Magnoliopsida; Zingiberales; Zingiberaceae. Bases 81 to 5054 code for a protein of 1657 amino acids. The record is from RefSeq and is a predicted model, not a curated record. Gene Ontology annotation, molecular function: ATP binding; protein binding; protein kinase activity. The transcript is spliced from 17 exons.
GACCCCCGCGGAGUUCGAUUCGCAUCAAAUCGGAGCACUAGGCAGUGCCUAGCGGUCUUCGAAUCGCGCAUCCGGGAACGAUGGGGCGGUCGGCGCCGUGCUUCGAGUGCUUGGAGCGGCAGCUUCAAUACGAUUUCUCACCCGAUCUCGUCUUCCGAUAUGGAAUCUCCGAUUCCGCCCUCCCGUUUGGCUCUUCCGCCGCUGUUCAGGUCAACUUGACUGGGGAUGGAGACAAUAAUUUGAGUGAGGAAGUCUCUCUUCAACUUGUUUUGGUGGGAUUAUUCAAUGAGAAGAUUAGGUUAUUCAGGCGAAACUUGGAGCAGAAUGAGGGUAACCAGUCUUCUCUUGAAAAAGGGCCAUGCCAAAAGGAUGUUGAUGACAACUCUGUUAGAAAUGGGUGGCAACCUUCAAUUCAAAAUGGCUCCUUACUCUCCUUCAUUGGUUCUGGGGAUGAUCUGGUAGCUUACAAUCACAAAACUUCUGUUAGAAAUCCCGAAUGGCAAUAUAUAAUAAAAACAAUUACUAAACUAAAUCCAGCAGUUUAUGUUGGCAGAGCUUCCUAUGCUACUGUAAGAAACCUUUGUUUGAAUUAUGUUUAUGGAACUACCGAAAACAAUGCAACAUCCUUAAUAAAAUUCUUUACAGAAGGCAGUACUGAUCAUUGUGCUGCAAACUUUCUUAAGUCGGUUGCUUUUCCUGCAACUGAGAAUAAUUUUACAGGUAGCAUGAGAAAUCCUAAUAUAUUCCCUAUCCUAGGCAUACUAGAAGCACAAGAACACUUGUACUUGUUACAUCCAGAAGCUCCAUACACACUAGAUAACAUUAUGAAUUAUAGUCCCAAUGUGUUGAAAUCUGAUUGGCACAUUAGAUUUUUGGCCUACCAGAUUCUUUCUGCUUUAGCAUACAUUCAUGCCUUGGGAUUUUCUCAUGGAAAUAUAAGCCCUUCCAGCAUACAUUUGAAUGAGUCCUGUUGGGCAUGGUUGAGUGUGAGCGAGAUAUCAUGCUUGAAAGAGGCUUCUUCUGCUUCUGAAAAAAGUUGUUUCAUUGAGGAAUGUCCUUGUCAAGCUAUUUAUGCUGAUCUUGGGUUGUCAACAUCAAUGUUUUGGAGUACCAAUUUCAAGCUAUGGUGGGCAGGCGAAUUAAGCAAUUAUGAAUAUCUGCUUGUGUUAAACAAGUUAGCUGGUAGAAGGUGGGGUAAUAAUUCAUUCCAUAUGGUAAUGCCCUGGGUCAUAGACUUCAGUGUGAAACCUGAUGAAAAUUCUGAUGCUGGGUGGAGGGAUCUUACAAAAAGCAAAUGGCGCUUGGCUAAGGGAGAUGAACAAUUGGAUUUUACAUAUUCAUCAUCUGAAGUUCCUCAUCAUGUUUCUGAUGAAUGCCUCUCUGAGCUGGCAGUCUGCAGUUAUAAAGCCAGAAGGUUGCCUUUGUCAGUACUCAGGUCUGCUGUCAGAUCUGUUUAUGAACCUAAUGAAUAUCCAUCUAGCAUGCAGAGAUUGUACCAGUGGACUCCAGAUGAGUGCAUUCCUGAGUUCUACAGUGAUCCUCGAAUCUUUACUUCUCUUCACUCUGAGAUGAGUGACUUAGCAUUGCCUCAUUGGGUGACAUCUCCGGAGGAAUUUAUUUCAUUGCAUCGAGAUGCUUUAGAAAGUGACCGUGUAUCUCAACAGCUUCAUCAUUGGAUUGACAUUACCUUUGGUUACAAGUUAUCUGGUCAACCAUCGAUUGAGGCCAAGAAUGUAAUGUUGCCUACAUCUGAUCCAUCAAUGCCAAAUUCAACAGGGCGGCUACAACUUUUUACUAAACCACACCCUAGGCGCCGUGGCAUCACAGCUCAUUCUUAUUUCUAUGGCAUAAAAGAGUCAUGUCUAAAGUGCCAAUUGCAACAUGAGAGCAAAGGGUCUAAGUGUACUAACAAUCUCUUGCAUUUGGAUUCCAGGGAACAAUUAUCAGAAACUAGUUUUUUAGAAAAUUUAGAGCUAGCCAAUCUUUUCAGUGAAGAAACAUGUCAUCUAGAUCCUGUUUACUGUGGCAAUACUUGUUCUUUAAGGAACCAGCCCAAUGAUCUUUCCGCCAUUGACAUUCUAGAAGAGCCCAGCAGUACUUCAGUUCCAUCUGAUUUUGAUUUAUGUUCCCUUCUUGAGUGUUUUGAGCCUGAUGCUAGUUCUUUUAUGGGCUUUCAAGAGUUCCUUAAAUGGAGACAGAUAUCAUCAUCCUCCAGUGUACAAUCGGAAAAGCAGUCUUGGGAUAUAUUUUCUUUUGGUUGCAUAUUGGCUGAACUUUAUUUGAAGAGACCACUCUUUGAUUGUGUCUCAUUUGCUGCAUACAAAGAAAGUGGUGUCAACCCAGUAGCAGUCCAAGAACUACCUCCUCAUGUUGCAGUUCUUGUUGAAGCAUCCAUUGACAAAGACUGGAGAAGGAGGGCAUCGACAAAGUGCUUUCUCGAGUCACCAUAUUUUUCUGGAACUGUCAGAUCUGCGUAUCUGUUUCUUGCGCCAUUUCAGCUCUUAGCUAAUACUGGUUACUGCUUUCAGUAUGCUGCUAAACUUGCAAAUGGAGGAGCUCUCAGAUCAAUGGGGCCAUUUGCUGCAGAGAUAUGUGCCUCUUUCUGCUUACAUCUUGCAAAAUCAUCUCUGUCUGAUGUUGAAACUGAAUCUCUUUUGUGUCUUCUUAAAGAAUUCUUGAAUUGCCUGAGUUCUGGAGCAGUAAAAGCAUUGUUUUUCCCCAUGAUUCAGAAUGUUCUGCAGGCAGGUGCUACUCCAGCAUCACAAUAUUCACAUCUUAAGGUUUCGCUCCUUCAGGACUCAUUUAUGCAGGAUUUGUGGAAGAAAUUGGGCAAACAAGCAUAUUUAGAGAAGAUGCAUUCUCUUGUCAUUGCAAAUUUAGUAAAUCCACCUGACAAAGCAAUUGCUUCAGCUUCUGCUGUUAUGCUAAUUGGUUCAAGCGAGGAACUUGGUUUCCCAAUUACAAUCCAUCAGACAGUCUUACCACUAGUUCAUUCUUUUGGAAAAGGGCUUUGCUCAGAUGGAAUUGAAGCUCUGGUUAGAAUUGGUAGCCUUCUGGGAGAAGCUUUCAUCACCAGACAACUCUUGCCAUUACUUAGAAAUACUAUUUCCACAUGUAUAGAUGUUGUACAGAGCAAUAGGCCUGAACCCAUGCAUGGCUGGGCUCUCUUAGCUAUAAUCGAUAGCUUUUUCACUUUAGAUGGCCUUCUUAUGGCCAUGCAUGCGGAGUUAAUACUUAAGGAGCUGGUUCAGGAUCAAGUUUGCCCCCAUGUCAAGGUUCUCAUGCAGACUCAGCUAGAUCUUUCUGUGAUUCAGGUUGUUGCAACAACAUUAGUUUCACUCUGUAAAAGGCUUGGGCCGGAGUUGACUAACUUAUAUGUCAUGCCACAAUUAAAGAACCUGUUUGAUGAGCUGGCCUUUUCCCAAUCAACAACCUCAAAACCUGGUACUUCCGGAUGGAACUUAAAGGUCUCUAAACAAAAGCUGGAUGAGGUUACCCAGAUUGAAAGUAGAAUGGACAUUGUCUUGUUGCUGUAUCCUUGCUUGGCAUCUCUACUUGGCAUAGAGAAGCUCCGCCAAUCCUGCUCUGUAUGGUUCAUCUUGGAACAAAAUCUUCAAAGAUACUACAACUGGAAGUGGGAUGUUGUUGGGGAAACUCAGAGAAGUGGUGGUGAAAAUGCUAGUACUCAACGGCUCAAUGUGGGCAGAAGUUUUUCCUUGGCUUAUAAUCCAGCAAAAUAUCUGAUGAAUGACCUUGGUUGGUUUGUGCCACAAGGUCAUGGAGCUAAAAGUAGCAUGAGUCUGUUAAGUUCCAAAGUUGAACUUCAAUAUAGCAACAAGUUUACCCAGCACUCUGAAAACUCAAAUCUUAACUCUGUUGGGCCAUGGUUUUGGUUCCCUAGUCCUGGUGCUGGUUCUGAUGGACCUGAUUUUCUAGGGCACAGUGGUGGCUUGAAAGAUAAACCAUCUUGGAAGAUCAAAGCAUCAAUUCUCUAUUCAGCCCGUGCACACCCUGGAGCAGUUAGAUCAAUUGCUGUUUGUCAUGAUGAAUGCACAGUUUAUACUGGUGGAGUUGGACCUGGAUUCAAGGGUAGUGUUCAAAAGUGGGAAUUGGAGAGAAUGAGUUGUAUAUCUGGCUAUUAUGGUCAUGAUGAGGUCGUGAAUGCUAUCUGUACAUUGUCUGUAAGUGGAAGGAUAGCUUCUUGUGAUGGCACCAUCCAUGUAUGGAAUGGAGAUACUAGAAAAUUGAUAUCUGCAUAUGCUGAAUCAUCAGUAAGCUUCCCAUUGCCAACUGCAACCAAGGUGACUAUUGAGCAAAGCAAUAUCCUCACGCCCAAUGAACUCACAGGGGGCAUACUUUCUAAUGCAUUCAGCGGUAGCUUGUAUACUAGCAUGCAUUUCUUGGAUUCUGAAGACAAACUUCUUGCUGGAAUGGGAAAUGGUUCAGUCAGAUUUAUUGAUGUUUCCCAGGGCCGUAAGCUGCAACUAUGGAAGACAGAUGCUGCUGAGUAUUCUUUUUCAUCUCUUGUUUCUGCCAUUUGCUCUUGUGGUUCUGAAAAUGUUCGAGCAGAGAAAGGUUCUAAUCCCCCGACCUGGAUUGCAACUGGGCUAAGUUCAGGUCAUUGUAGACUGAUCGAUGUGAGGUGUGGCAACAUAAUUAGCAAUUGGAAAGCACAUGAUGGUUAUAUUACGAAGAUGGCUGCACCUGAAGAUUAUUUGAUUGUGUCCAGCUCACUUGACAAGAGUUUGCGAGUUUGGGACCUGAGAAGGAGCCUCACUCCUCAAGCGGGUGUACUUCGAGUCCAUUCAGAUGCCAUCACUAGCUUUGCUGUUUGGGCUCAAGAUGUGAUCUCAGUGUCCAGAAACAAAGUAGCUACAUCCUCUCUUUCUAGAUCCAUAAAUCAAGGUGGAAAUUACCAGCUUUCGCCUCGAACACUGUACUCUGUCGAUCGAGGGUUGAGAAGCCACUCAAUUAUCUCCACGAUAAGCAUUCUUCCCUUCUCAAAAUUGUUUCUUGUUGGAACAGAGGAUGGCUUUCUGAAGAUCUGCAACUAGUGCUAGGGUUCACCCUGGACCAAAUUGGACUGUUUUAUGUAACAAACUGUUGUACAUUACCAUGUUAAUAAGACAAGUUAAAAAAAAAACAUGAUGAUUCAUAUAACUAGUUUUCUUCUCAA